Messenger RNA from Acanthoscelides obtectus, 384 nucleotides. NCBI's taxonomy places the organism in Eukaryota, Metazoa, Arthropoda, Insecta, Coleoptera, Chrysomelidae. The record is from the annotation of a GenBank genome assembly.
AUGGCAAAGUACAUAGCCCAGUUGAUUUUGGCUGGCACUCAAGUGGUGGCCAGAGCUUUCGCAAGAGCAAUCAAGCAAGAAAUUGAAGCAUCUCAGCAAGCUGCACAGAAGAUGAACCAGGCCAAGACGAGAGGCGAACGGAUGGCUAAUCACAAAUUAGGGCUCUCACUCGAGGAAGCACAGCAAAUCUUAAAUGUUAGGAAGUUAGAUAAGGAAGAGGUCGAGAAAAGGUUUCAGGCACUAUUCAAAUCCAAUGAAAACACUUCAUUGUACAUACAAUCAAAGAUUGUGAGAGCUAAGGAGCGAUUGGACCAUGAGUUAACUAAUAUAGAACAAGGAUCAGGGCAGAAGCCAAAAGAAAAUGAAGCAGGAAGUAAAACGUAA